AUGGUUAUCUUCAUGCAUCUCCCCUCGGACGAAGAAAUCGAGGCUUUCGAGAAUUCGGUUCUCGGACAAGCCUAUCAUUUUACCGACCGAGCUUUGAUUCGCGAGGCUCUUCAAGGCCCUAGUAUCUUCAACCACAGCGGUCAAAAGACCCUCGCAUUGGUUGGCGAUGCGACACUCCGCCAGUUUCUCGUUGAUCAAGGCCGAGAGAGGAACAAAACUCCGGGGGAGAUUCAGGACGUCAUCACCAAGGUGGCCUCCAAUGACAACUUGUAUGACCGGGGCAUUGCCCUUGGACUUGACCCUUUCAUCGUGAAGAACCCGGGCCAAUGGGGCAUAACGGCCGGAAAGAAGACCAUGCCUACCACCAUGGAAGCCAUAAUUGGCGCAGUUUUCUAUGAUUCCGCCAAGAACGGCGAUGACCUCGAAAAUGUUCUCACUGCCCUCGGCCUCAUCUGGCCCGAGUGA
Molecule: messenger RNA, 465 nt
Organism: Penicillium manginii
Lineage: Eukaryota; Fungi; Ascomycota; Eurotiomycetes; Eurotiales; Aspergillaceae
Exons: 2
Coding region: 1-465 (154 amino acids)
Biological process (GO): RNA processing
Molecular function (GO): ribonuclease III activity
Source: RefSeq, a predicted model, not a curated record